Molecule: messenger RNA, 1208 nt
Organism: Psammomys obesus (fat sand rat)
Lineage: Eukaryota; Metazoa; Chordata; Mammalia; Rodentia; Muridae
Gene: Drd3
Product: dopamine receptor D3
Exons: 6
Coding region: 1-1203 (400 amino acids)
Biological process (GO): adenylate cyclase-activating adrenergic receptor signaling pathway; adenylate cyclase-inhibiting dopamine receptor signaling pathway
Cellular component (GO): plasma membrane
Molecular function (GO): dopamine neurotransmitter receptor activity, coupled via Gi/Go; G protein-coupled receptor activity
Source: RefSeq, a predicted model, not a curated record
AUGGCACCUUUGAGUCAGAUCAGCAACCACAUCAACUCCACCUGUGGGGCAGAGAACUCCACAGGGGUCAGCCGGGCCCGCCCACACACCUACUAUGCCCUGACCUACUGUGCACUGAUCCUGGCCAUCAUCUUCGGCAAUGGUCUGGUAUGCGCAGCUGUGCUGAGGGAGCGUGCCCUACAGACCACCACCAACUACCUAGUGGUGAGCCUGGCUGUGGCGGACCUGCUGGUGGCCACUUUGGUGAUGCCGUGGGUGGUGUACCUGGAGGUGACAGGUGGAGUCUGGAAUUUCAGCCGCAUUUGCUGUGAUGUUUUUGUCACCCUGGAUGUCAUGAUGUGUACCGCCAGCAUCCUGAACCUCUGUGCCAUCAGCAUAGACAGGUACACAGCAGUGGUCAUGCCAGUUCACUAUCAGCAUGGCACUGGGCAGAGCUCCUGUCGGCGUGUGGCACUCAUGAUUACAGCUGUGUGGGUGCUGGCCUUUGCUGUGUCCUGCCCUCUCCUCUUUGGUUUCAACACAACAGGGGACCCCAGCAUUUGCUCCAUCUCCAACCCUGAUUUUGUCAUCUACUCUUCAGUGGUAUCCUUCUAUGUUCCCUUUGGGGUGACUGUCCUGGUCUAUGCCAGGAUCUACAUGGUGCUGAGGCAGAGGAGGAGGAGACGGAUCCUCACUCGACAGAACAGCCAGUGCAUCAGCAUCAGACCUGGCUUCUCUCAGCAGCCCCUCUCGCCUGGCCAGACACGUGGGGAGCUGAAGCGCUACUACAGCAUCUGCCAGGACACCGCCUUGAGGCAUCCAGGCUUCCAAGAAGGAGGGGGCCGGAUGAGCCGGGCGAAGAGGACUCGGAACUCCUUGAGCCCCAACAUGGCCCCCAAGCUCAGCUUGGAGGUUCGAAAACUCAGCAAUGGCAGGUUGUCCACAUCCCUAAAGUUGGGCCCUCUGCAGCCUCGCGGAGUGCCACUUCGAGAGAAGAAGGCCACUCAGAUGGUGGUCAUUGUACUUGGAGCCUUCAUUGUCUGCUGGCUGCCCUUCUUUUUGACUCAUGUUCUUAAUACCCAUUGCCAGACAUGCCAUGUGUCCCCAGAGCUUUACAGAGCCACAACAUGGCUAGGUUAUGUCAACAGUGCCCUCAACCCGGUGAUCUACACCACCUUCAAUGUGGAGUUCCGCAAAGCCUUCCUCAAGAUCCUGUCUUGCUGAAGGAG